AUGGCGGCGGAGGGCCAGGACACGCAGCGGGAGCCGCAGCGCUCGGAGGAGGAGCAGCGCCGGCGAGACGAGGUGGUGCGGCACCUGAAAGCGAAGGUACUGAAGUACCGGAGCAAGUGCCAAGCGUUGGAGGAGCGGCUGGAAGCACACGGGGGAUCCCUUCCAGGCGGAAGAAAAGCCACAGAAGACCACAGCCUGGAGAAAGUGCUGCUUGAGCUGGAAAAGGAGAAGCUAAGGCGUGAGAGUCUGGCCGAAAUGAACUCUCGCCUACGGGAGCAACUCAAUAGAACGAAUGAGGUUAAUUCAGCCCUCAAAGAAGAUGUUGGAAGACUGAUGGCAGAUCGGAUGAAGGCCCGGAAGGAGCUGGAAUUGAAAGAGAGUGAACGGUGCAGUGAACGUGAGGUAAGUCCAGGCUAUGGGAAUGGUGAACAUAACCGUCUACUCAGCCUGUGGCAUGAGGUGGAAACCUUCCGCCACCACUUCCUGGAGAUGAAGACUGCCACUGACCGAGAUCUGUCAGAGCUGAAGGCAGAACAAAUGAGGCUUUCUGGGGCUAUACUUCUAAACUGCUCCCAACUGAACGCCAAUGUACAGCUCCAGGCAUCCCUCACUCCAUGUAGACCUGUGCUGAAGGACCAGGCACAGCAGCAAACAGGAGAGAGAAUAAACCAAAAGACUCAGAAAGUGAUGUACUUACAUGAGCUGGAGAAGAAGGAACUUCAAGAUAGGGUGGCAGAGCUCUCAGCCUUGCUUGAACAGUCCCAGAGGGAGAACAAGGAGAAGGAGAAGAGGCUGAAAACACUGAAGAACACUGUGGAGUUACAAGCCCUAAGAGAAGAGAUUUAUGCCAAGGACACCACCAUCAACAUCCUGCAGCACAAGCUGAGACAGCAGGAAGAGGAGUGCAGGAGGCUGCAGCAAAGGCUUGAGCAAUUGGAGAAGGAAUGCAAGCCAGCCAGCCCGCAGCAGCGCCUCCAGGCUCUGAGAGAUGCACUCAGAAUGUGA
Messenger RNA from Strigops habroptila (Kakapo), 1005 nucleotides. Its product is annotated as centrosome-associated protein CEP250-like. Lineage: Eukaryota; Metazoa; Chordata; Aves; Psittaciformes; Psittacidae. The transcript is spliced from 8 exons. Gene Ontology annotation, biological process: cilium assembly. The record is from RefSeq and is a predicted model, not a curated record. Bases 1 to 1005 code for a protein of 334 amino acids.